Myotis brandtii (Brandt's bat) is the source of this 1604-nucleotide messenger RNA. RefSeq names its product geranylgeranyl diphosphate synthase 1 (gene GGPS1). Gene Ontology annotation, biological process: isoprenoid biosynthetic process. Lineage: Eukaryota; Metazoa; Chordata; Mammalia; Chiroptera; Vespertilionidae. The transcript has 4 exons. Gene Ontology annotation, molecular function: prenyltransferase activity. The record is from RefSeq and is a predicted model, not a curated record. The coding region runs from base 395 to 1294 and encodes 299 amino acids.
CAGUGGUGGCGGCAGGCGGGGGGGACCGGAUGGGCAGGAGGGCGGGGUCUGGAGGAAAGAAAGAAGGAUGGUGAGGCCCCGGAUGCUGAACCGGAUUGGGUCCGAACGUUCUGCGUCCCCUCGCUGGCGAAGGGGAAGAACUGGAGGGGCCGGAUCGGGGCGGAAAGGGGCAUCGGAGCGGAGAGGAAGCGGAGCCUCGAGGGCCCGGCGACCCUGCAGGCGGAGCUGAUGCUGGAGGCUCCCGGCCCCGCCGCGGGGGAAAGUCGGCCUCGGAGGAGUUGUUCAACCCCCCGCCCGCUUCUCGGGUCGUUCUCUGCAGACCCGUCGUCGGCCGGAAAGGUUGCCUGCGCUUCCGAGCUGCGCUUGCAUUUAUCAUCUUUGAAAUCCAACAACAAUGGAGAAGACUCAAGAAAAAGUCCAAAGAAUUCUUCUAGAACCCUACAAGUACUUGCUUCAGUUACCAGGUAAGCAAGUGAGAACCAAACUUUCACAGGCAUUUAAUCAUUGGCUAAAAGUUCCAGACGACAAGCUUCAGAUUAUCAUUGAAGUGACGGAAAUGUUGCAUAAUGCCAGUUUGCUCAUCGAUGAUAUCGAAGACAACUCGAAGCUCCGACGUGGCUUUCCCGUGGCGCACAGCAUCUAUGGGAUUCCGUCUGUCAUCAAUUCUGCCAAUUAUGUAUAUUUUCUUGGCCUAGAGAAAGUCUUAACUCUUGAUCACCCCGAUGCAGUUAAGCUUUUUACGCGCCAGCUCUUGGAACUCCAUCAGGGACAAGGCCUGGAUAUUUAUUGGCGGGAUAGCUACACCUGUCCCACGGAAGAAGAAUAUAAAGCUAUGGUGCAGCAGAAGACAGGUGGACUGUUUGGAUUGGCGGUAGGUCUCAUGCAGUUGUUCUCUGAUUACAAAGAAGAUUUAAAGUCACUACUUGAUACACUUGGGCUCUUUUUCCAAAUUAGAGAUGAUUAUGCUAAUCUACACUCCAAAGAAUAUAGUGAAAACAAAAGCUUCUGUGAAGAUCUCACGGAGGGAAAGUUCUCGUUCCCUACUAUUCAUGCUAUUUGGUUCAAGCCUGAAAGCACGCAGGUGCAGAACAUCUUGCGCCAGAGAACCGAAAACGUAGACAUUAAAAAAUACUGUGUACAUUAUCUUGAGAAUGUGGGUUCUUUUGAAUAUACGCGGAAUACUCUGAAAGAGCUUGAAGCUAAAGCCUACAAACAAAUUGAUGCGCUUGGUGGGAACCCUGAACUGGUAGCUCUAAUAAUGCACUUAAGUAAAAUGUUCAAAGAAGAGAAUUAGUAAUAUUAAGCCGUUCUUGAUUAGGCCUGACAGCUUAUUUUAGUUGGUUAUUUUUUUGUCUCUUAGCCUAUCUUUUUAUAAAUUUGGAGCAAGCUGUUUGUCUCUAUGAACUGAGUGGACAGGGGCGGUGUGGGGGAGGUGGUUUCCAUGUAGAGCCACUCUGUAAUCAUUGUACAGAAUUGAAGGACCGAGAGGAGUCACAUUUAAAUAGGUGUCAUGUGAAUGUCACAGUGUGCUGUGUUGGGUCCUUGUGGCCAACUCUGCCAUGAGUGUUUGAUUGAUUCUGUCAAUAAAGAAUUCGACUUCCGUC